UCUGAGGAACACAUCUGUGUUUGCAUGGAACUUAGUACCUUUUCGGGGCUUAGGAUAUAUAAACCCCGCUCAGUCAAGGCCAUCAACAUCAGUUCUCGAACACCACAAGAGCCAUCAUCACCAUGCGCUACCUCCUCACUCUUUCCCUGGUCGUCCUGGCCGUGCUGAUCCUCCACACCAACGAGGGCUCAGCCGCAUCGAGCACCACCACCACCGACGCCACCACUACCACCACCACCACCACCACUGACGCCACCACCACCACCACGGAUGCCACC
This is a messenger RNA of Drosophila ficusphila, 278 nucleotides long. RefSeq lists its product as uncharacterized. Lineage: Eukaryota; Metazoa; Arthropoda; Insecta; Diptera; Drosophilidae. The transcript has a single exon. The annotation marks the transcript as partial. The record is from RefSeq and is a predicted model, not a curated record.